This is a messenger RNA of Bradysia coprophila, 976 nucleotides long. It is a transcript of the gene AGBE, whose product is annotated as 1,4-alpha-glucan-branching enzyme. Lineage: Eukaryota; Metazoa; Arthropoda; Insecta; Diptera; Sciaridae. Gene Ontology annotation, molecular function: cation binding; hydrolase activity, hydrolyzing O-glycosyl compounds; 1,4-alpha-glucan branching enzyme activity. The record is from RefSeq and is a predicted model, not a curated record. Gene Ontology annotation, biological process: glycogen biosynthetic process. Gene Ontology annotation, cellular component: cytoplasm.
AUUGCCGUAUGGCAUCUGGCAGUCAAUUUUAGUGCAGUGUCGCAAGCGUCUGCAGAAGCUCCACCCAGUGGAAUGGCACAAGCGAUUGUAACUACGCGCAGGAUUACUGUAACGCGAACGACUGCUGUUCUAGUAACUAGUUCAGGGCUAACGAUAGCAUCAGUAGUCGCAAGUUCACGGUCAGCUGCAGUUCAAUCUUCACUGCAGCCAACCUUACCCGUAUCUACACCAUCAGCUCUAAUUGCGAUGCCGUCACCGCCAGCUCCACUUGCUACGACGCCAAAUCCAUCUACAAUUUCAAUUCCGUCACUGCCAACCCCAUCACCAUCUCCAGUUGUUUCACCGCCGCCACAUAUUUCACCUGCCAUACCGUCAGCCGCAUCAGCCUUAACUGUUUAUCAUAUUUUACGGGAACUGAUGAUAAUAUUAGGAUUUAGAAUGAUUGUUUCCAUUUUCUAUGAGUGAUGUUGAGGCCCCCAGUUGUUGUUUUGCUUACUCAAAUGACCAUAAAUGAAAACAAUUUAGUUGUUGUUGUCGAUGCCUUGCAUUCGACCGGAGUGACCGGUCAUCUUCAUGGCUAUUUAUUUACAAAAAUAUAAAAAUUUGUUCAGUUAAUUUACACUUCUCAAUUGUUUUCUUAAAUUUUAGCAACUUACGCUAACUAUUAACUUCAGUUAUCACACUCAAAAAUUUAGUGUUUUUCAUUCAAUUCCCUGUUCACUUCGUGCAUCCACCACAUUUCGUAUGAAGAUGGGAUCUGUAAAUUUGGACUUCCUGCGGCAAUGUGCCAAUUAAAUCCUUCUAAGCGGAAGUGGCCAAAAAUAUAAUUAUUAAAAGUCGAACAUAGUUGCAGCGGAUUAAAAAACUCUUCGACCAGAUCUGGCUUAAAUCAGCUCUGCUUGUUAUUGAUAACUUUGAUGUCUUAUGUCAAUUCGAUUAUGUGUUUGUAAUAAAACCGACAUUGUCGUUCGUGUCA